AUGAGCCUAGCUCGGGCUGCAAUCUGCCUAGCCAUUGUUCUCAAGUCCAGGAUUCCAUACUUUGAGGUCAAUUCCAUUUCUUUGCCAGUGUUUGCCAAACACAAUUUGUUGAGAACCACGCUGUACAAUGGAAUCUCACUGACCGAAGGACCAGGCACCUCCAAAUUACUCAACCAUGCGUGGUGUUACCGUGCAAGAUUAACAAACGUUGUGACGGACUCCAUCGCCGCGAUUUGGGGCGAGGCUUCAAGGCAGAGCCCAGCACGCUGGAUGCCAACACCGAAAUGCGGAGACCGCCUCCAGCGCAUUGAAACACCAGACGAAAUGGAAAUGGCCCACGCACAAAAACGCCCGUCGCGACCACACCGUGUCUGCAUCCGGCACACUUUCUUCGCCCGCGCUUCUCGCCAAACGGGUUGCGAGAACAAGCUGUAUCAGAACAAAGAAGCCUUCUUCUGA
Messenger RNA from Trichoderma atroviride IMI 206040, 459 nucleotides. NCBI's taxonomy places the organism in Eukaryota, Fungi, Ascomycota, Sordariomycetes, Hypocreales, Hypocreaceae. The record is from RefSeq and is a predicted model, not a curated record.